Molecule: messenger RNA, 1145 nt
Organism: Ziziphus jujuba (common jujube)
Lineage: Eukaryota; Viridiplantae; Streptophyta; Magnoliopsida; Rosales; Rhamnaceae
Product: syntaxin-71
Exons: 9
Coding region: 97-894 (265 amino acids)
Biological process (GO): intracellular protein transport; vesicle fusion
Cellular component (GO): membrane; endomembrane system; SNARE complex
Molecular function (GO): SNAP receptor activity; SNARE binding
Source: RefSeq, a predicted model, not a curated record
AAAGAUUUGAAACCGCUACCUUCGCUGGUUAACCCACAUCACCACACGCAUUUUACUUUGGGUGCGAGAAAGAAAGAGGAAAACCAUCAGAAGAAGAUGAGUGUGAUCGAUAUCUUGACGAGAGUAGACGCGAUCUGCAAGAAAUAUGACAAAUACGACGUUGAAAAACAGAAGGAUCUCAAUGUCGCCGGCGACGAUGCCUUUGCUCGACUCUACGCCUCCGUUGAAGCCGACAUCGACGCAGCUCUUGAGAAAGCAGAGGUCGCUUCUAAGGAGAAAAGUAGGGCAUCUGCGGUUGCGUUGAAUGCCGAGAUUCGUCGGACAAAGGCUCGGUUGCUCGAGGAGGUCCCAAAGCUGCAGAGAUUAGCAAUAAAGAAGGUUAAAGGGCUUUCAACGGAAGAGCUUACUGCUCGUAAUGAUCUGGUCCUUGCUUUGCCGGAUAGGAUUCAAGCUAUUCCAGAUGGGACUCCAGCUGCACCAAAACAAUCUGGAGGUUGGGCAGCUUCGGCUUCUCGUGCUGAAAUCAAGUUUGACUCAGAGGGACGGUUUGAUGAUGAAUACUUUAAACAAACGGAGGAGUCGAGCCAAUUCAGGCAAGAGUAUGAAAUGCGGAGAAUCAAGCAGGAUCAAGGACUGGAAAUGAUAUCAGAAGGUUUGGAUACAUUGAAAAACAUGGCCUCUGAUAUGAAUGAGGAAUUGGAUAGGCAAGUGCCUUUGAUGGAUGAGAUUGAUACUAAAGUUGACAAGGCUGCAGCUGACCUUAAGAAUACCAAUGUUAGACUUAGGGACACUGUCAACCAGCUAAGGUCCAGUCGAAAUUUCUGUAUUGAUAUAGUUUUGCUGUGUAUAAUUCUGGGAAUUGCUGCUUAUUUGUACAAUGUACUGAAGAAGUGAGGUGACUCAAAGAGAAAUUUGAACAUUUCAGAUGGCAUUUGCUUUUCUGCAAUGGUUUUCUAUGGUAUUUGAGUUGUAUUAUUUCAUUGUUUAUUCCAUGUUUAACAGUCUUCCGUCUUUCCAUGGCGUUGGUCUGGGUUUAUCCUAUAAUACAAAGUUGUGCCUGUAUAAAUAAUAUUUUACUCUUUGCUUCAGUUUAUUGUAUCUUCCAAUAUUGACUAAGUUUUUAAUUGAAGACCAUUAAUCAAGAA